Pisolithus orientalis is the source of this 891-nucleotide messenger RNA. RefSeq lists its product as uncharacterized. The record is from RefSeq and is a predicted model, not a curated record. Lineage: Eukaryota; Fungi; Basidiomycota; Agaricomycetes; Boletales; Pisolithaceae. The coding region runs from base 52 to 750 and encodes 232 amino acids. The transcript has 3 exons.
UCAUCGAUUGAUACCGUCGACACGCCCAGGUCACCUUAUCUCGUCACCUCCAUGGCGGGCUGCACACUCUCAGAGAGAUGGUCGAAGCAUCUGGAAUUUUAUAUUCACACAGUAACCUUCCUCGUGCGUGUCACCCUACUUCCUGCCGCCACCUCCAGCUUAGCCUUAACCCAGGUAGAGGACUGUCUUUUUCGCGUUCCUCGAGAGCCAUUGGAGGCGGAGUCAACUGUCUUCAGGGACAUGUUUCUUCUUCCCCAAGGUGACUCGGAGACAGUUGAAGGUCAGAGUGAUACAUCCCCAGUGAUCCUGCACGGUGUUUCCAAGAAGGAAUUUGAAAGCUUGUUACGAGCUCUAUUGAACAGACAACAUGGGAAACAGAAGGGCUCGCGUUUGGGCAAAACUCAAUGGAUUUCAGUUCUCAAGUUAUCAACGAUGUGGGAGUUCAAUGAGUUGCGUGAUGCCGCCAUCCAGCAUCUGGACUCGCCUUCCCAGCCUCUUGACCCAGUUAACAAAUUGGUCCUCGCUUCGAAGUACCAGAUCAAGAAGUGGCAACUUCCUGCUCUACUUGAGUUUGCCAAACGGUCCGAGCUGAUCAGUGUAGAGGAAGGGCGUCUCAUAGGAUUCGAGAACGCACUGAAGUUGGCUGCAGUGCGAGAGCAGUUUCAGAAGAUGAAGCUCUUGGAUGUUAUCGACAAAGAAAAAGAAAGUCGUACAUGCACCUCACUCGUACGCAAGGCCUUUGACUUGUAGUUACUAGUACAGUAUGUACCUGGGCGUGAUCGCCUUACAUUUGUACCUCUUUCCUUGACUGUCGAUAUCGAACUCCCAAGAGCACAAGCGCAUGUGCGGUUAGAUAUACUGAGCGAUUUUCCAUUACAAGCCCAUAUGUUC